Molecule: messenger RNA, 624 nt
Organism: Stylonychia lemnae
Lineage: Eukaryota; Ciliophora; Spirotrichea; Sporadotrichida; Oxytrichidae
Source: the annotation of a GenBank genome assembly
AUGAUCCAGGGUGUACAAUAAAAAGUUGCAAUUGAUACAUUUAAGUCUCGGAGUAAUAAGAGGAGAGAACUGAGAGAUACUUCCAGAACUUCAGGCUAUUCACCCCCUGCUACGUUUAUUUAAAAUCAAAGAACUGGCUAAAAAAGAAGAACAGCAUAGAAUUAUAAAGGAAUUGAGCGAGAGUCAUCAUUAUUCAGAAGUGAUAUAAUUAGAGAAAAUAUGCCAUCAGAUAAAGUUUUAAGAAAAAUAUAAAUAGUCAACAAGAAGAGAAAGAAGUAAACACUUGAAAUGUCAUUAGAUGGAAUAUUCGAGAACAGUUUAGAUGAACAAGUUGGUAAAUCAAAUCUUAAAUUCUCGAACACUUUAAAUAAACAGCAUGUUGAUGGAAAAGAAGAAGAUAUUGAGCCUCUCACACCAUUAUCUUAAGGCAUUUUAGAGGAUAAUAAUGAUUUGGAAGCAAGUAAUGGUACUUUGAAAACAUCUAAUCUAUCAGAGGAUACAUCUAUCAAAGCUGGAGAUUCAAUUAAGUCAAAUGAUGUGCUGGACCGCAUUUGGCAUUGGUUACAACUAAUUCAAAGAUAGACAGCAAGCAUUAAUAAGAACAGCAAACGCAUAUAAAUCUGA